GGGGUCGCCACCCUCUCCCUAACCUUCCUCUGCCUACGGGCAUUUUAGUAGGUUCGACUCUUGGGUCGUUGACCUACGCCCACAGUAGCCUCCUGGCCCAGCCGCCCCCUUCGGGCGGCGGCGUGACACUGCGGUUCCCAGCCGGGGUCUGCGCGUUCACUUCCGCGGCCCCGCCGGCGGGCGCAGGCUCCUUCGGCGCGCCCGGCGCCAUGAGCGUCUACGCCGCUGCGGCCGCCGCCCACCGCGGCUCGCAGGGGCGCGGCCGCGCGGCCGAGGGGCCGCCCCGGCAGGGCGGGCUGGCCCAGGAGAUCCUGGGCGCGGCGGGGGUCGAGCAGGUGCUCGGGCUCUUCGACGAGCGGCGCGCAGAGCUGGGCGUGGUCGACCUGGCCCUCGUGUCGCAGCGCGUCGCCAAGCUGGGAGGCCCCAGGGCCGCACAGGCCGACCCGCGCUUCUAGGCGCUGCUGGCAGACCUGGGCUCCCGCUGCGCCGAGUUCUUGCCGCACGCCCUGACGACCACGUGGUGGUCUGUCGCCAAGCUCCUGGUGCGGGACGGCCCUCUCCUGGACGCCAUAUCCGCUGCAUCCCAGCAGAGGCUCCCAGACUUCGACGCACGGCGCUUGGCGAGGCUGGUGUGGGCCGUGGCGCGCCUCGAGUACCAUGCCGUUCCGCUGCUGGAGGUCAUAGCCGCAAAGACCCGUGCGGAGAUCCGCGAGUUCGAGGGCCAGGACCUGGCCAUCAUGGCCUGGUCGUGGGCCAAGCUUGCGUUCCGGGACGGGCAGUUGCUGCAUGGCAUCUCGACCGCAGCUCUGCCAGUGAUGGGAGAGUUCAACACGCAGAACCUGGCGAACAUGGCGUGGGCUUCGGCCUCCCUGCGGGUCUUCGACCAAACCCUUCUGGCUGCAAUCGCGUUCGAGGCCAUGGGCAAGAUCUCGCAGUUUAUCCCACAGGAGCUGUCCAGCACCGCCUGGGCGGUGGCGAAGCUGCCACAUCGUAACCAGCCGUUUUUUGCCAGGAUCGCUGGACAGGCCAUCGCACACCUGCGCGCGGGAGCGCCGCAGUGCGAUCCGACAUUCCUUGCCAAUAUGGCUUGGGCGGUAGCAGCAUUCCGGUUCGAAGACGAGCCGCUCUUGCUUAAGAUAUCAUCAGUGGCAGUCUUGCGCAUGACGGAGUGCCGCACCCAGGAGGUCUCCAACCUCGUGUGGGCUUUUGCGACGAUGCCGUGCCAUGACACCCCUCUGCUCGAGGCUGUAUCGGCGACUGCGAGGGCGCGAAUCCGCGAGUUCGAGACGCAGCACGUCACGAUUACUGCGUGGGCGUUUGCACGCAUGGCGGCGCAGGACUGGCCGCUGCCGCACGCACUCGCUGCCGUUGCACUCGAGAGGGUCGAGGAGAUGGACGUGCAGGGGAUUGCCAACACCGCAUGGUCAUUAGCCAGUCUGCUCAUCUAUGACAGGCCGCUGCUGACUGCAAUCGCUGCAGCGGCUGCGCGGAGGAUCUCGGAGUUCACCUCACAGGAACUCGGCAACACCGCCUGGGCUUUCGCCAGGUGCCAGCUCUUGGACGCCUCGCUGCUGGAGGCGCUAUCCGCUGAGGCCAUCACGCGUCUCGGCGAAUUCAACGCCCAGGAGCUCUCCAACACUUCGUUUGCGUUCGCCACUCUGGGCGUGCCAGACGAGCCUUUGAUGCGGGCGAUCGCCGUUGCAUUCAUCCAGCGUGUGCGCAACGGCACUGCAGACAACCAAGCGCUGUCCAACGUUGCAUGGGCGUUUGCGAAGCUGGAGUGCGCGGACGCCGAGCUGUUUGAAGUUGUGUCGGGGCUUGCGGUCAGUCGUAUCGGGCAGUUCGUACCCCAGGGCCUUUCCAACCUCGCCUGGGCGUUGGCACGCAGUGCCAGUCAUGAUCUGCCGCUGCUUGCCGCCAUCGCUGCCGAGUCCACAGCCAAGCUUCACUCGUUGAACUCGCAGGACCUGUCGAAUACCUUGUGGGCAAUGGCCAAGCUCGUUCUGAUGAACGCCCAGCUGUUUCACGGUAUUGCCGCGGCUUCCAUGGAGAAGAUGGGCGAGUUCAACGCGCAGAGUCUUGCGAACACCUCGUGGUCAUUGGCAAUAUUUGAGUUGCUGGACCAGCCGUUUCUUGCGGCGCUAGCUUCGGCGGCGAUGGAGAGGAUCGUCGAUUUCAAUGUUCAGGCGCUUUCCAACACUGCUUGGGCGUUCGCCAAGCUGGACUUCUUGCACUGCCCGCUGCUGGCCCUGAUCUCGGCACAAGCGCUGCCAACCAUGCCUUCCUUCGACGCCCAGGCUCUGUCGAAUACCUUAUGGUCUUUUGCUCGGCUGGAAGUGUGGAACGAGGACCUCUGUGCGGCUAUCUCGGAGGCUUCCCUGGCCCUAAUUAGUGAAUUGACGACGCAGGAGCUAUCCAACAUUGCGUGGGCGUUGGCAAAGCUGUGGAGCUAUGACGUCCCGCUGCUGGAGGCAGUAUCGUCGCAGUCGCUCUGUCGGAUCCGCGAACUAAACCCUCAGGAGCUGUCGAUGUUGGCGUGGUCCUGCGCGACGCUCCAAUUCCGACAGCGCCCCCUCAUGGAGGCGAUCGCGGCCGCUGCGUGCGCGCGGCUGCGCGACUUCGGCGCGUUGGAGAUGUCGAACAGCGCGUGGGCAUUUGCCAGGCUGCAGCUCCGCGACGAGCCCCUGAUGGCCGGCAUCGCGGAGCUGUCCCCCCCCCCGUAACUCCCGCCCUGCGGCCGCCGCCCGCCGAGCCCACGGCGCCCACCGUGCUGACCGCGGCUGCCGAAGAACGCCACCCAGGGCGCCGUCCCGAGCGGCGUCUACUCCCUCGCCUGGUCGUCCUGGAGGGCUGGGGAGGGCGAGCUCCUGCGGUCGCUGCUGUCGCGGGAGGCCGCGGCGUGGGAGCCGCUGGCCCAGGGGCUGCGUCUCAUGGAAAGCGAGUGGGGCAAGGCCUUUGGGCCGCCGAACGUCGGGCGCGCCAGGCGCGAGUUCGGUGAAGAGAAGCCGUGAGUUCAGCGCGACCCCGAUUUGGAGCUUCUUGUUCGCAGGGAAGCAGUCCGAGGCGGAGAUCGUUCGUAUCCAUCGCCUUGGAAACCGAUCGUACUGGACCUCGGGAGGCGGUGGACAUGCAUAUAUCUAUA
This is a messenger RNA of Prorocentrum cordatum, 3142 nucleotides long. The record is from the annotation of a GenBank genome assembly. Lineage: Eukaryota; Dinophyceae; Prorocentrales; Prorocentraceae.